Messenger RNA from Lagopus muta (rock ptarmigan), 5208 nucleotides. Its product is annotated as protein FAM161A-like. NCBI's taxonomy places the organism in Eukaryota, Metazoa, Chordata, Aves, Galliformes, Phasianidae. Gene Ontology annotation, biological process: cilium organization. Gene Ontology annotation, cellular component: ciliary basal body; photoreceptor connecting cilium; cilium. The transcript has 8 exons. The coding region runs from base 1 to 2667 and encodes 888 amino acids. The record is from RefSeq and is a predicted model, not a curated record.
AUGCCUCCUCGGAGAGGUGGCAGACCACUCCCGACCCCAGUGUACCCAAAAGGAGGUGACCGACGGGCGGAAUCAGCCGCGUCCGUUCUCACCGCCACCGCCCCCUCCUCCAGCGUGCUGCGGUACUGGGCCCUGAGGCUCCGGGCCGAGCGGCCCCGCCUCUCUCCGCCCGACGCGGUCCGGCCCCGCCUCUCCACCCUCCGCCGGCAGCGGCGCGCGGCCAUGGAGGCUCCGCACGGCGCGGGGCCGUUGCCCACCGCCCGCCUCCGCGCUGCCGUGCAGCCGCACUGCCGGCCGCCCUCUGCCCGAUCCCAGCGGGGGUCGCCGCACAGCGCGCAGGGGGAGCUGGGUGCAGAGCCGGGCCCUGGCAGCGAGCAGCCCCUCACCCCAGGCUGUGACACACAGAUGGGCUGCUCCAAGGUGGGCAGCUCAAACCAGGAGUAUUACCUGAAACUGGAAGAGUUGAAGAAUGCCCACUUGGAGACAAUGGCAAAAUUAGAAAGCAUGUAUCGGAACAAGCUGUAUUUACAAGGAGUACAGCCCUUGGAGAGGAACAACGCUAACAGUGCUACUUCCAAGGUCUGCUGUAGGCCAACGUGGGAGAAGAGCGCAUAUCAGCCUCUAAGUUUGCCCAGAUCCUUCUCUGACUCCAGCAUAAGCGAUCCCUUAGGCUCGGCUGUGUCUGGUGGGUCCGAAAGAGAACUAUCAUCUGAGGACAGCUGUAGUGAAACUGGAUCAUUACUAUUUGCUAAGGAACGGAUUGCAAGGAUGUGGGAUGGCUUCUCAGUGGAUGACUACCUUCCUCCCAGGAAGCACAGCCUGCCCACUGCAGCAGCUUCCAGGACAACACGGAAGCAGAAGGCAUGGUCACCAAAAAUCACUGUGCCCAAGCCCUUCCAGAUGACAAUUAGAGAAGCCAGAAGAAAAGAACAGAAUGUCAAAUCCAAGUCACAGAUUGAAAUGGAAAAUAACCUACUGAAGAAGCAGCUGGAGGAAGAAGCAGAGUGUCAGAAAAAGUUCCGAGCCACUCCAGUGCCCGCUGCAGUCUUCCUGCCACUCUACCAUGAAAUCGUGCAAAGGAAUGAGGAGCGCAGGAAGUCUGUGAAGGAGAGGAGCAAACUCAGGCUCUUGGCUUCUCAGAAGCCAUUUAAGUUCAUUGAAAGAGAGAAGCAAAGGGAUGAAAUUAGAAGAAUGCAAUUAAGAGACCUUUCCACACCUGAAAAGAAAACAAAACCAUUCAAAGCAAAACCAGUUCCCAGAUAUGUUUAUAGCCCAUCGGUUAGAGACAAGCUACAGGAGGAAGAGCUCUACAGAGAAAUCCGGAUUAGAAUGAGAGCUGAGGAGCUGCUGCGAAAUGCAUCUCUGCCCACCAGCAGGCUGGCUCCCAAGGAUGUCAACAAGAAGAAGAAACACAAGUGUGCCGAACCAAAGGAAAUGGAGCACAAACCCAAGAUCCAACCCAGAGUUCCAGAUUUUGACCGACUACACCAGAAGUUUCAGAAACGGCUCCGGCAGAAGCAGCAGGUGAAACACCUCACGGUCUGCGAGCCGUUCCAUCUCCGCACUCCGUACAUUGCCUCGAACAAGGGGAAGGUUUUGAGAGACAUUCAAGAGGAUGAAGAAAGGCUAAAAGAAACACGCUGGCCAUACGCCUCUCCAAGGCGCAAACCCCAAACCAGACAGUCAAGUGCAAAUUCACCUCUCUUGGGAUCUGGAGAAUCCAAGUCGCCAAGAGUCACACAAGCCUCACAACGAAGGCUGCAGGCCCUAAGGAAUUCACAUGAGGAAAAGAGAAGGCUGGAAGAACAACAGAAAAGAAACAGAACAAAGCAGAAACAAAGAACAAAAAAACUGCAGAAAAUUGUAAUGACUCGGGCUGAGGCCAAUGACCCCCAUCAGAGCCUCGCUCAGGUCUCUGAAUCCAAACUAAAGGCAUUCAGGAACUCCUCAAAGCAGAGAAUGCAGGAGUAUUGGCAAGAGUUGCAAGAAAUGGAAGAAAGAGUAAAGCAAAGGCCAUUGCUCUUGGAAAGAGUAACUCAGAGUAAUGCCAGAAUAGCUGCAGAAAAAUAUUAUUCUAACAGACUGAGAGCUCUGGGGGUAUGUCCAGACUUUGUUUCAAAGAAAGGACAAACAACUAACUUGCUAGAGUGCUACACUGCUGAAGAUUUUGAUGCCAAAGAAAGAGCCAUCAAGGGUACAGUGGAAGAAAGGGAAUUAUUUGAGGAAGCAAACAGCAUCAGUCCUCAAUCUGAGCAAUCCUUUGAGGAAGAGAAGAGAACAGGCAUCAGAACCCCCAGCUGGGAUGCUGAAUCCGCUGAGAGGGAGGAAGAGGAAAAGACACAAGCCAGCCCUCAAGUUCAGCAACCUCACUGUGCAGAAGAGACCAGGUCCAGCCCCACCUCCAACCAGCACUGUGAAGAAGAGGAGCAGAAAGAGGAAAAGGAGGAGGAGGAAGCAAAGGCAGGCGUUCUGCUUGGACAUUCCCUAGAGGAAGAGAAUGAAGAAGAGGAGGAUGGGUCAAGACCCAGCUCUCAGUCUGAUCGGUCCCAUGAGCAGCAAGAGGAGAGUCAGUCUGACCAUGAAGCUGAGGGUGCUUUCCAAUAUGAGGAUGAGGAAUAUGAAAGUGAUGAUUCUGAAGAGAAGCCCAGUGAUGACGAGGCUGACUGAAGGGAAGGCAGAUAGGGCAGCCUGGUGCUGUGGAACCUAUUUCAUUGCUGGCAUUGAAAUAGACACCAAAACCAUGUCUUUUUGCUACUAAUAUUAAAAACUGUGAAUUUAAAACUCUUAGCUUAACAGUCUUUCCAGCACAGAAGCUGUGUUGAUUUUCCAAUAUGAAAGAUUAAGUUAUUCAUUGCUACCAAGAAAAAAAAAAAAAAAUCAGUUAUUUUACAUCCCUCUUCUUUAUUCUGGACUUCAGUGACACUCAUGCACUUCUGUUCCUAAAAUGAACAGCAACCAGUGUUUAAAAAUGCCUUGUGUGCUGUGUUGUUAAGUACUGAGGUCUCAGCACAUCCAGCAGUAACUUGCUCUUGCCUCUCAGUUUCAAACACUGGGGCCCUUUCAGGUUCUGUUCCUGCAGUAUCGUCAAGGAUGGCAAUGAAGCAACAAGGGUUUGUUGUGCAAGACCUCAGGUUGUGUUUAGUAGAGCAGCUACAAGAAAGACACCCGCAGUCAGACAAAAUGGCCAAGUUCACCUGUUUGGCUCCUCCCUCCUGUUCACUCCCACCAGCAAGCUGGAUUGGCUCAGCAAUAGUCCAGGAGAGCACCAGGGUCAGAAAAGUAGGAGGUGACUGCUUUUGGAAGAAACAAACUGUUACAUGGUCACCAUGAAUGUUCUGUGCACCUAAUAUAGGAAUAGCAUUACUGUUACUGAAGGCUUGGCACGUAGAGGAGAAAAAAAAAUGCACUAGAAUAUAUUGAGAACCAUCAUUUUUUGUUUUCACUGAGCUCUAACAAUGACAGACAAGUGGGGUAGAAUAAAGUCAGUAGAAUAUCUUGAAGAAAAAAAAGCAUCAUUCUGCAGAUUGCUACCCAACUGAGAUAGGAAGUUGUGCUCUUUCACCUCUGUUUUGAUCCGCAGAGCUCUUUUGCAAUCAUGUAAAUCUACCAUUAACAUAACAAGUGCUGACAUUAACCUUCACACCUCCUUGUAGAGACAGUCAAGGGAUACUGUGAAAAGAGAGCCUUAUGACUUCACAUAAACUCAUACCCCUACUCAGGGCUUCAGGUACUACUCCACAAAGAACACAGACUGGUUUGUUUCUGCCCUUGCUAUUUAUAUCCCCAGUAGCUUCUCCUACUCUUAGAGAGCUUUCCUGCUAACCUGUCAUAGGCAAUAUUAGGAGAGAAAACAAAACUUCCAUAACAAACAGUAGAGAGCAGAGCAUAACGUGGCACAGGCUCUAAAUAGUGAGCACAGUAUUUGUUGAAGUGAUCACACCUGCACAAGCAGCUGCAACAGCCAAGAGUAUACAUUUGGUGUUUCUGUGUUUGCUCUACUCAGGUUUCCUUCCGCACUGUAUCUGUUAUUAUUUAUUCCUCCUGACUUUGAGAAUCUAUGUCUCACUGUUUAGAUUUUCUUUUUAAUUUAUUUUUUAUGUGUGGCAUAACUAAUACAAAUUUGAACCUGUUGUUUUGUCGUCAUUUUUUUGUUUUUUUGUUUUUUUUGUUUUAACUCAAAAUCUCCAUCCCACAUCUCUCUUACUAAAAUAUUAAUCACUGCUUCACAAUGAAAAUCAUAGUUUACAAUCUUGACAACCCACAAUACAAAUGACGUUUGUUUGCUUGUGGAAGUCACUAGACUUUAGUUCUUAAAAGUCAUACAAUAAGUUACUGAGUCAGGUAUUACUGACACACAAUCACACAUUACUGCUGCAGUCUUUAUUGAACCAGUUUUUGAGUUGUCUUGAAAGAAGGCAGAAAAGCUUCAGAUUGUGUUUUCUCAUACAGAGACUAUUUGAAGAAUUUUCAAAUCCAAGACAUUCAAACCAGUUUUUAAAACCUGAUAGCACUUAAGUUUUGAGUUUUCUAAAGAAUAUAACUAUAUAAUCAAGCCAUUAGGAUAGAGUAUAAGAAACAUUACCAAAAACCUCCCUUCAACUAGGAGGUAGAAAGAACAACUUUAAGAUGAGUAGAUUUGAAGAACGCACACAUAAGUGGGAUAACAAGAAAGAGUCAAAACAGUUUUGAAGGUUACACCUCAGUUUUCCUAGCAUUUCUAAAGCAGCCAAGCAGAACUAUGUAAUCAAACGUGAUCCAGCUGAAGUGUUUUACCUAAGUUUCCAAGGUGUACUGAACAAUCUGCUAUCAAUGGAUUUUAAGUAAAAUAAAUCCCACUAUAAAAGAAGAACAGUACUCAUGAAUUAGUUACUUGUGCCAUAGGAAAAGAUCAAUUUUACUGCCCGUCACCAGGGUCUGGAGACCAGAGAGGAGGCAAAGAGGCACGAAGAAGGGAGCUUAGGAGCUUCCCAGAGGCACACUGACCAGACCAAGGAAGAAGCAGCCACCUGGCACCUACUGAAGGCCUGCUUUGGGAGGCACAGCUGGAGAAGCGUUAGGGGUGCAGAGCCAGAGCAUCACAAAUAGAAGCUAUAUGCUUGUAAAGGAGAAGCAGGAAUAAAUCUACUGAUCUAACACAGCAAUUUAACAAAGACUUAACGAGAUCCAAAAUGGCAAAGCACAUUAUUUACUGCACAGAGAGUAGCAUUA